AUGACCUCCCGAUCAUCUCGAGCUCCGAAGCGGCAGAAGCUGGAGGAGGAGCCAGCAGCAGGCAGCUACAACUACAACUAUGCGGCCGCAGGCUACUCAUUCCCUGGGUACGUUGGCUACCAGUGGCCUGCGCAACAAGCAAGCCCCUAUGCUUUGCCAGCUGCGUACAGCUAUGCUGCUACCUACGGUUAUGGCAGCGCCUACUAUGCUGCCGCUGCAGCCGCCGCCGCGGUGCAAGCGGGUGCAGGCGAGGAGACGGAGACUGAGUCAGCGGUGGGGAAGAAAGGAGACUACGAGAACUUGCUUCAGGAGAUGAAGGCCAAACAGGCGGCGCGCGCCGCCGGAGACUCCCAGCAGGAGGUCCAGGACAAGAAGCGCUUUCGGCUUCCUUCCGACGGCUCGGCGGACCAGUUCGGACGCCUGGGCCGUGCGGUUUCCACCUCGCUCCGUGUGGCGGAAGGUGCUUCAUUGUCUCUGCAGCAGCUCUGCGAGGACAAGCGCAUCCACCAGGAGUGGAAGGAGCUGGAGAAGAGUGGCUUGGUCAAGCCCAACAGCCAAUUGAAGACCUUCCUCUUGGAACGAGCGACAUCUUUCGAGGUGUCAAGCAGUCCUUCCGGUCAGGCCAUGGUGAAGCUAAUCGGAGAGGCUGCCGCGCCGGCCCUCGGGGAGGUUCCCGCCAUCGAUGCCUACCUCAGGAAAGCCGGAGGCUCUGAGCGCGUCUCGCGCCUGUCCGUGCUCUUCGGCGUGGACGAGGCUGGACUGGCCCGGCAUUUCUGCAUCUACGAGGAGAACGGCCGGAAGUAUGCGUCGCCUGGGAAAGCUUCCAACAGUGCCACGCAGAUCGGGAGCAAGACGCCCCUGGACAAGACGGACACGGCUACGGUGGUUUCAGAGAGCUCCGUCGUCGACCGGGAGCGUGAGCUCAAGGAGCUUGAGAAUCACUUGGCGGGGCUCACUCGCGCACGGUGCCACAUCGCGAAGGCGAUGAUCUACUGCCUGGACUGCGCAGAGAGCGCCCCGAUGCUGUCGCGAGCUUUAGCCAAGUCCUUGGAGGAGCGCGAGCUGACCAUCGACGCCGGCCUGGCCCGGAUUUUCCUGAUCAGCGACAUCCUCCAUAACUCCGCCUUGAGCAGCUCUCGUGGCGCAACUCGCUACCGGAGCAACCUGCAAGAGUUGCUUCCGGGGGCCUGCGAGCAGUUUGGCUUCUGGCUGCGCGGGAAAGGGAGGCAGUCGCUGAGACAGUCCCGGCCUGAAGCGGCUGUCCGGCAAGUCCUCGACUGCUGGCGCGACUGGUCCAUCUUCCCGCCUCUGUUCCCCGCUGGACUCGAGGCGCUUCUCUUUGCGGAGAUACCGGAGGACACCGAUGCGAUGGCCAAGAGCGAUCAGGAUCCGGAGCUGCAGGCGAAGCUGGCGCAUUGGCAAGAUCCAGGCACCGCGCCCCGGGCCCCCUACGCCGCGCGGCUUCGGGGCCUGGCCAAUUCCACGCUUCCCGCGGCGGCUUGCGUGCUGCGGCUGUGCCACUUCGAGCGCUUCUGGCACCGUGCCGACCCUGCCCGGCGGCAGCGUGCGGGGAUCCGAUCGCCCGGCGAAGGGGAGAAGGUUUGCUUGCAGAAAGAAUGGGACGGCGAGUCCCUCAGUGAGGAUGACCAAUUGGAUGCGGACGGGGAGUCGUUCUGUGAGGCCAGUCAGGCUGCAUGGCCUGUGCUCGGACUCACCGAGUGGCCUCUGGGCAUUGGCAUGGACCCAGGUGGAAGACACGCUUCUGCGAGAGCUGGGGAGAAAAAGGGCUCGGCUCUUCUGGGUUUGGAAGGAGCAAAAGCCGGAAGUACUGGUACACUGAACAUUCUGGCAUGCCCUUCACAGCAGUAA
This is a messenger RNA of Symbiodinium sp. CCMP2456, 1869 nucleotides long. Lineage: Eukaryota; Dinophyceae; Suessiales; Symbiodiniaceae. The record is from the annotation of a GenBank genome assembly.